AUGACCAGCAGCAGCAGAUACAGUUCCCAAGGCAUGAUAUGCCAUUACAGGGGUGGGCCACAGCGAGGUAAGGUCCCCACCAUCUCACCUGAAACCUCCUUCCAACCAAGUGCUCAGGAACAUGACCAGGUCUUCAAUGGAUGGUGGCCUAGCAAUCUGCCUUUUGGCAGUCUCGUAAGACUCUUUAACAGCAUCACAGCUCACUGAGGCAGGUCAGAAGGCAAGGGGUGCUACCAUAAUGUUGCAGUGAUUCAGCAGGUUCACAGCCCAGAGGGACAGACUCCAUGGCAUGCAUAGUCCAUACUCUGAGGUGUGACAGAUUUUGCAUUUGUAGUCUUUUUAUGGUCAUAAAUCAUCUUUUUUUUCCUCCCUUCUUUUAUAUCUCUUAAGCUUUCCCUCUGCUGUAGUUCUGUUUUUUAACUUAUGGACUUGUUUAGUACACAUGUUGAUUGAAGGAUGCUUUAUACAAUUCUAGAGUGCUAUAAAUAGGUCCAAUCUGCCGUGCUGUUUCCUAAAAAUACGUGUUUACCAUGGGAAACAAUGCCACUGGCUGAUCUAUUCAUGAAGAGAAAUGCAGCUGCAUUCAGAGAGGGUGAAAGGGACUACACAUCCCAGCAUUCCACUCAGGCAACCUGAGCCAGUACAAAGUUCAUUGUCACGUUGACAGUGGAAGGAUUCAGAAGUGACGGGUGUGUGCAUUUGAGAGGACUAUUUUACAUUUCUAACGUCAAAACUAAAGUGUCUCUGGGAAGCUGGCAGUGCAGUGAAGCGCAGUGGUGUGUGUAACAACCCUCUGCUGAGAAAUCCCCCGCAGAUUGCUGCAUUUAGACAAUUAUCCCAAUAUGUGAUUCUUGAGGAACAAGGGGAUGGUAUGCAUGAGCUGGCUGGGACUCAUCAAGCACUUUAGAAAAGAAAGAAGACAGAAGGCAAUUUUAUGAUCAAACCAGAAAGCGAAACAAACUAGUCAAGACCACAACAUCAACGCAAGAAAAUGGAGGAGAACACAGACCAGGAUCCACAUGGGGAGUGUGGUACAGAAGAUCCUGGGAAAGAAGAGAAAACCAGUGCAUCUGCCUUGGCAAGCAAAGCUCUGGAUUCCAAUGAAAGUAAGCUUUCAUCUACAGAUUCUACAGAUGCAAUGAAAGAGACUCCUUCAGAAAGUGUCAAGGAAAUCAACAGGAGAGAAGACUCAGGUGAAGGCUAUCGAGCACAAGAGCAGGUAACAAGAGAAGUGGAGACAACUUCUCAGGGCCAAGGUCAUCUUGUGUACCUGGAAACCUCCCCAGGACAGGUAAUAUUAGAUCCCUCAGAUUCAAGGAAUAUCUGUGGAAGCCCCUUCAAAAGAAUUGAAGAGGAUUCCUCAGAGGGAAAACCACUGAGUUCUGAUGGUGCAGGGGAAGAUGUAAGUCUAUCUGAAGCACCGAAGAACAUCACAGGGCAGCCCCUGAGAAAAGAGGAAAACAUCGGACUCGCUCUGGAAGGAAAGUCACUGGAUCCUAUCGCUCAGGAAACCCAGGACAUAGAAGGAUCCAAAUCUGAUUCGAGGAAGAGGCACAGGAACGAAGCUGUGAAGUCAGAUGCUGGAGGCCAACAAGAUACAGUCAAUCCCACUGUGGAGUCAAUAAGUAAACAGAUUGUACCAGAAGCACUACUGAAGAAGGAAAAGUCCUAUUCAUGCAGUGGAUUUCAUUCCCGUGCAGUUUUACUGGGAGUCAUACUAUUGGUUUUCUUCUGCAUAUUUUCCAGUGGUUACUAUACUUCCCAGUCCUCACAUAUGCAAGAAAAUCUGGUGUUGAAGGCCUUCUCUUCAGCUUUGGAUCAGCUGAAAGUCAGCUUUCCAGGGCAGAACCCUGCCCUGUGGCUUAGAGGACGCAAGUUCCUGCAGAGACACAUCAAUUCUUCCCAUCACACAGAGCCAGCCAUUUUAAUCUUUACCGCUGCCCGUGAAGGAGAGCAAACCUUGGAGUGCCUGAGCAACCAAAUUGCCGAUGCCUACUCCAACUCACUUGGUGCUAGCACAAUUCAUAUUUAUGGGGCUAGUAAAUCCAGGCUUGAUAGCGACAAAGCAAAACUACAAGUGGAUAAUGAACUGAGCUCUGGGUUCAGGGAAGGUGGGAAGGCAGCCGUGGUGCAUCAGUUUGAGUCGCUGCCAGCUGGCUCCACUUUGAUCUUUUACAAGUACUGUGACCAUGAAAGUGCGGCCUUCAAAGAUGUAGCACUACUGCUAACUGUUCUGCUGGAGGAGGAGAAGCUAGAGGUCAACAUUAACCCACGGAAGACUGAGGAAAAAGUACGUGACUUCCUCUGGGCCAAAUUCACCAACACCAAUACUCCCAGCUCCUACAAUCACAUGGACACAGAUAAGCUGAGUGGGUUGUGGAGCCGCAUAUCCCACCUGGUCUUGCCCAUCCAUCCAGUCAAAGCCAUAGAGAACAACGGCUGCUCUUCCCUAGCCAAACCAUAGAGGUGAAUGAUACCAGGCUCUGCACCACUCACAAUUCCUAAUCUCAGAAAAGUUGUGACAACUACCAUAUCUAUUCACAUAUCAUGCACCCCAAAUAAGACACCUCUUGAUUAGGAAGGCAGAAUGAACCAGACUGUUUAAAAUCAGUUUCCUCUUUUAAAGACAUGCACCCCAAUUUUCAGUUGCUAAUUUCUGGAGAAAAGGUGAAUCGCUUCUUGGCCUUUUAUAGGCUAAGAUCAUAUGAACAAAUAAGGUCACUUUUUAUUGUGCUUGUCCAGAUUUGGGGAGAAAACAGAGGCCGUUUUGCCUUUCAGCACACACCCCUUUUUCAAGACAUAGCUCAGGAAUGUUAGACAGUUUUCUUCCAAAGUGGUUAUAUAUUUUACAUGCCAUCUAAUUCUGAAGAUAAACCCAUGGGGAUUUUUUUUCUCUCCCAUGUGGAAAUGAAAAUCUAUUGUUAAUGCAGAUUGUUAGCCAUUGAUUCAAAGCUUUUUUAGCAUACUAUAGCUGUAGCACUGCAUUAUAUAAAAGAAUAAUGAUAUUGCUUAUAAAAAUUCUCCUUGCUAUAAUUCGGCAAACCAAAGGGUCAGAUCAAGAUGUGUUUUAAUGUGGACGAUGGAACUUGGCUGCCAUUUUUGUUUUUAAGUAAUAUUGCUGUUAAACAAGGAAAUACUUUAGUCUUGUUCUAUGCAUGGUUUGCUAUUAGCUCCGGCAUAAUAAUUGGCAAAAGAUCAGUCCAUCAUAUAAUUUCAGUGGCUUAGGAAAAUAAUUAACAUUUAUCUGUUCUGUUUCUAAUGCAAAGACAAAUUAAGCGAUAAAAAAGAAUUACACAGGCACAUAAGGCACCAUGGAUAUAUGGCCCACCUUAACCAACAGAGUUGUUCCAGUAUAGAGAUUUUUAUGCUUUUUUAUAAAGGAAAAAAUUCUGUUGCUUCUUAAAUAUUGGUUUAGGGGAAAAAAAUUAAACAAAUGAGGUUUUGAAAGACACCAAAAAAGCUUUAAGAGUUGAGCUGGAUCCUUUUUAUACUAUGGUAUAUUUCUGGUGCGUUUUAAUGCAUAUACAAAAAUGGAAUUAUUAAUACUGGAUGGAUCUAUGCUUAGUUUAGGACUACAGACAUGCAAAUUUUUUUUUUAUGGAACCCAGGAAAAAUGCUGGUUUUGCAUCACCUUCAAAACACUAUUUUCUAUUUUUCCAACAAAACAAAAAGUUGGAAAAAAGUUUUGGCUCCAAUAAGAUGUUUUUAUACGACCCAAGGUUAAAUGCGUUGUUUCUGUGAUUUAUUUAAUAUUUAAUUGAAGAAAACUUUGUAAUGAAAUAUUUAAAAAUGAAAGACCUACAUGGCUGUUUUUUCAAUCACUGUUGAGAUUAAAUGUUU
Molecule: messenger RNA, 3840 nt
Organism: Alligator sinensis (Chinese alligator)
Lineage: Eukaryota; Metazoa; Chordata; Crocodylia; Alligatoridae
Product: torsin-1A-interacting protein 2
Exons: 6
Coding region: 992-2464 (490 amino acids)
Biological process (GO): membrane organization
Cellular component (GO): membrane
Molecular function (GO): ATPase activator activity
Source: RefSeq, a predicted model, not a curated record